Messenger RNA from Actinia tenebrosa (Australian red waratah sea anemone), 3411 nucleotides. RefSeq lists its product as uncharacterized. NCBI's taxonomy places the organism in Eukaryota, Metazoa, Cnidaria, Anthozoa, Actiniaria, Actiniidae. The record is from RefSeq and is a predicted model, not a curated record. Gene Ontology annotation, biological process: protein export from nucleus.
CAUGGACCAUUAACAAUCUCUUACUGAAAUCAAAAUGGCAGACACUUCUGCAGUUGUUGAAGACACUUCUACAAACGCCAACCAAGGCUCACUCGUGGCUCCUCCAAAGUUUGUUUUUGGGCAAAACAUGUCCGAAAGAAUCAAAACCGAGGACGAAACACAGGGAGACUUGGAGAGUGAUCCUGUUCCACAAUAUCAAGAGAAGAGUGUUACCGAAGUCGAGGAGGGAAAGAACUCGGACAGUGAAAAUUCCCCACUCCAUUCAGAAAAGAAUGUUACCGAGGUAGAAGAGGGAAACAGGAAUGCUGUAGUUAAAAAGCGUACCGCUGAAUCUGAUGACAAGAAGGAUGUAACAGAAGAUGAUGGACCUCUAUCUCCUGUCAAAAAAGUUGCUAGAGUCUUUCAUGGUUCAUCAGAGGAAGAAAAUGAACCAAAACAGUUUAAACUCAAACCCUCUAUUUUGACUGAGGUGGCAAAGAACUUAACAGGAGCAUCAAACAAGGGAGAGAACUCUAACACUACUUCAUCUUUACCCAAGACUUUUGGUUUAUCGACCAGUGAAUCCACCAGCACUGAAAACAGGAAAGGAGCCACAGCACCAGAACCUUUAUCUGGACAAAGUACCAAAAACUACUUCCAAAUGUUCCUGGACAAAAAUGACAAGGCUAAUGAUAGCCAGAAAUCAGGAAGUUUUGUUUUUGGUCGUAACAUGGUUGAACGUGUUGUGUUAACUGCAGGAGGUCAAGAUAAAGAUAGCAGCCCAGAAAAGGAAGAUGAAAGCUUAUCUACCACAGAGAAUAAAUCACUCACAGCAGAAGGAGAACCCAAAACCCUAGCAGAAGUAGCUAGAGCAUGUGCUGAUAAAGAAGGGCCAGACAGUCCACAUGAUUCCCCAGACAAGCAGCACAUGACCCUUGCGGAAGCCGCUAACGUGUAUCAAAAGAUGACGCCAUGUAAGUCACAGCUGGAGGAGGUAGAGGUGGUGACUGGUGAAGAGAAAGAAAGAAAUGUCAUGCAAAUUAAUUGCAAGCUCUUUUUAUUUGAUGGUGAAAACCAUUCAUGGAGAGAAAAGGGGCGUGGCUUUUUAAAGCUAAAUGACAUGCGCCAAUCAACAUCUGAGAGUACAUUUCAGUCUCGUCUUGUGAUGAGGACCCAAGGCCAUCUACGAGUAAUGCUCAAUAGCAAACUGUGGCCUGAGAUGACAUUAGACCGUGCUAAUGACAAAAGUCUACGCAUUACAGUCAUGGAGGCAGAGAAUGAUGUCAAAAUUUAUCUUAUAAUGGCUGGACCAAAAGACAUUCAGCAACUGUACACAGCCAUCGACCGACGAAUACAAGCGCUACGUCGAGAAAAGGAGAUGCAGAAAGAGAAUUCUAAAUCUACUGAAGACCACGUUAAUACCGACAACGACACAGAGAGUGAGAAGAAGGAAGAGACUGAGGCUGAUGGUUCGUCACGUGAUGAUAGAGUCGCACCCUCUCCUGAUGAAAGCAGCAACGAUUCCUGUUCCAAUUCUCGUGAACCAGCUAGGAGUAAAGACAAUUCUAGUGACGACGACGAGUGAUAUUUGUGUGUUAUAUCUCAACGGCAAGGGAUUGAAACGUUUAUGGCAUGAACGAUAGGAUAGCCUCACACAGAAACAGAAAUCUAUUAUCUCAGUGCUACACGAGAUAUAUAUAGUUUAUACAAGAGAAUAUGAACUAAGAGAAGGAACCUAUAUAGCCUUGUAACCAUCAUGUGCACAGUUUGAUGCUAUUUUUAGUUUGAAGAUAUUUUGAGCGAAGAACCUGAUUGGUUGAUUUCUUGAGGGUAGGCGUCUUCCAGUCUUGCAGUAAACAAAAGCCUGUGUUUUUGUCUUGGACGUAGCGAAAUAUGUUACUUUUCGUCUCCUAAAACGAUUCAUUAAAGGGGAGCAUGAUUAUCGAGCGGGUAUGGUAACGAGUUAAAAAUAGCAUCAAUGAUUCUAAAAAUAGCAUCAAAGUGUGCACAUGAUGGGGCACGGGGAUUCCUUCUCUUAGUUCAUUUUCUCUUGGUUUAUGUCUAUGUCAGGCUCAAGCUUACCCUGUUUGUCCAAUAGCAAACAUUUGAAUUUCUGUUUCUUAGUGAAAAAUAGUCCUUUCACGAUUCCCUGCGCCAUCUUGAAAGGUAGUCGUGCCUUUGCUUAUUGUCCAAGGUGUUAAAAAAGGUCUCUAUCGUUGCAAGCUCACCGUUCGUCUUGCUUCGAUGCGAAGGCACGGCUACUUUUCAAGAUGACAGGGAACUGCGAAGGAGAUUAUUGGUCAGAUCCGGGAAAAGUUUUACUUGCAAAUGUUUGCGAGUAGAUUUUUUCAACUGGCAAAGUCAAGAAAAUCACUCGGAUUUUGCUAGGUGGUAGUGCUUAAUUCAAGCCCUUUCUGUAUAUAAGGCAUUUCUUACACGGGACGUGUAUAAUAUACCUUUGAUAGCACGGUCCCGUACUGGACGUCUGUUCAUACUAAGCGUAUGGGUGGGUGUAUGUCACUUCACACCGCACCAAUACGCUUUAUGGCAGUCAUGUUUGACAAUAUUUGCUCUGCAUUAUUUUCAGCUUUUGUUACAUUUUCCAGGAAGAAAUUCCUGGGUGCUUACCAUUUACGCAGAAACAAGAAAUUUUGUUUUUAAAUUAUUAAAAUUUUGAAAAACUCGUCCUUAUUCAAUCUUCCCGGUAAGCGCGUGUACCCAUACCGGAAGUCGAACUUUUCCCGCUUUUUUUUUUUUAGUUGGGAGACGCGUGUACAAUUUCCGGAAGUUAAGAUAUCACUGACCGCUGUCACCGCCGUGCGUUUUAUUGUAGUUUUAACAUUUCAUUCAAUAUUUGAAGAAAUGUUCUGGAUAAAAUUUCGCCAAAUGUGAACUGAUAAAGAAAUGGUAAGCACCCUCGGUGUUCUUUUACACCCUUAAAAAUGAUUCCAAUCCACCUCAGUGAAUAUACUUGUGUUUAUGUGACGUCUGUAUGUAAGGGCUAAUGCAGUCCUAAGACUCGGCGUUUACGUCGCAAUCCCAUAGGAUUACGUAUCGGCUCUCAGUGCUACUCAGCCGCAUCCGAUAAAAAAGGUGUAUUCUGGUCUAGCUUUGAUACAAUUUCUUUUUUUUAUUUGAAGUCACGGUAUUGCGGCUGUAGUUGUAACGAAGCUUGAAGAUGUGAGGUUUAUCUUCUCAUGUUGAAAAAUAUUCUUCACCACUCGAAAAUAAACUUCAUAUCUUCGCGCCACCGUGCAAUAUCUAGUCUCCCUCGCAUCCGUUUUUAGAUAUCCUCUAUAUACAUCGCUUCAUUUGGGACACUCCCUAACCAAUUCCUGGAUCCACCGUUACAGAUUAGCUCUGACAACCACACUGACAGCUGAUGUCGGGACUAUCAAACUAGGACGUACAAUAAAACAACUUGAAUAAGAU